Durio zibethinus is the source of this 1523-nucleotide messenger RNA. RefSeq names its product UPF0481 protein At3g47200-like. The record is from RefSeq and is a predicted model, not a curated record. NCBI's taxonomy places the organism in Eukaryota, Viridiplantae, Streptophyta, Magnoliopsida, Malvales, Malvaceae.
GAAACAGAGAAACCAACUCACCUUUUCAUCCAUCUUUUCGUCCUUUGUUUCCGCAAACACUAUUAGAUUACCAAAUUUCCAUAACUAUCGUUUGCAUUAUCUCUUUUUAACCAUCGGAUUAAAUGAUGAGCAACCAGGGGCAACCAGGGGAAGUGAUUGUUCCAAUGCCUGAGAUAGAGCAAUUGGAUUUCAUCAGCGAACAGAGAAACAAAUUAAAAUCAGCCUUACUUGAAGCCAAUAACCAUGGAAGUGGUUCAUCUCAAAGAGCCAAACCGUUAAUACAAAGAGUUCCACGUGUCCUAAUGGGUGUCAAGGAGGAUUUUAAAAAAUAUUUCGAACCAAGGCUGGUAGCCCUCGGCCCUUUGCAUCAUGGUAACCCGAAGUUCGAGCGGGCAGAACGGUCCAAGCUUAAAUUCACCGCUUUGUUCGUACGUGAGAACGAUACCACUGAUGAUGCUUUAUUCAACAAGAUUAUGGUAGAGAUAGAAGAUCUGAAGAAGUGUUAUGAUCCAGAGGUCAUCAAAGACUACGACAAUGAAAAGCUAGCUUGGAUGUUCUUCAUGGACGGUUGUGCAGUGUUGUACGCCGUAUACUACGGGUCACGAGGUGAGUUUGAAAAGUUGAAAACUAAAGUAGAUCUUAUGGUAUUUGCGCAACUUGAUUUGUUUUUGCUAGAAAACCAACUUCCUUACCGAGUACUCGAGAUUCUGAUUAAGUCAGCCAUCGAUCCUAAGAAGUGGGAACAAUCAAUCACGGGAUUCAUAGGUGACAACCUUAUAACAAAUAUACCAGGUGGGCAGAAGAGCCAACACGCAGAUGGUCAAGGAGAUAGGCAAGAUUAUGCUCACCUUCUGGAGCGGUUACGGACAACACUGCUGACAGGGAAAAAAGAGGAGAGACGCAGUAGCAUGAUUGGUGAGAUGAUUCUGUCGCUCGGAGACAGACGAAAAGGUAGGAAAACAUUUCGUAGCAUCAAGGAGCUUAAAGAAUCAGGGAUUUAUGUAAAGCCCAGCAAGAGAAACAGCAUUAAGAACAUUUCCUUCUCUUGCAACAUUCGGGGAAGACUAAUGAUGCCACACCUCUUGGUGGAUGACUCAACGGCUCCCAAGUUCAUGAACUUAGUAGCUUUAGAAAUGUGUCCAGAUUUUGAGAAUGAUUUUGCGGUCACCAGUUACUUAUGCUUCCUGGAUUCUCUCAUUGAUACAGCAGAAGAUGUUAAGGAGUUGCGAGUUAGAGGUGUGCUUCACAAUUACGUGGGCAGUGAUGAAGAAGUGGCUAAUCUGUUCAAUAAAAUGAGCAGGGACUUGGUGCCAGAUCAGGAGAUGUACUUUGAUGUUGCAGAGGGCAUCCGCAAGUACUGUAAUAAUCCAUUGACGAUUUCUGUGGCUCAAGCCCUUUACACCCAUUUUAGUAGCCCAUGGAGUUUCCUUGCCCUUUUGGGUGCCAUUUUAGGCCUUCUGUUCUCCGCUAUUCAGGCUUAUUUCUCGUUGCCACAAAACAAAGAAAGCGGUUCAACUCCCUGA